Molecule: messenger RNA, 1464 nt
Organism: Anthonomus grandis grandis
Lineage: Eukaryota; Metazoa; Arthropoda; Insecta; Coleoptera; Curculionidae
Exons: 6
Coding region: 117-1337 (406 amino acids)
Source: RefSeq, a predicted model, not a curated record
UUGUUUUUUUUUGUGUAUAACCUUAAAAUUUGUUUUUAUUUUAUGUUGCCUGAGGAUCCCUAGGGAUUUGGGGGCUACGAUUGUUAAUACAUAUAUUACGUAUUUCAUAAGUGUUAAUGGAAUUUAGACGUGAUAAAUCAAAAAUCCUUGCCAAGAAACGAGACAGUGAAGGGCUAUUUGAAGAUGACUUACUGCCACGCAAAAAUAAUUCCUCUACAAGCACCCCGGUACGGGGCGCUAAUGUGGGAAGUAAAUCUGAGGAAGAGGAAAGUCCUUGUUUUACUGGAUUCACCCAAGAGCUGCUGCGAGAUGAUGUAGAUGUUCUUUGGGAUUACAGUUCACCACAGUCAAGGCGUAAAAAAGUUGUUAGUAGAAAGCCGAAGAAAAAGCUUAAUUUGACUAACCAUCCUACGAAAGUGGAAGCCACAAGUAGACAGAUAAGACGCCAUAAUUCUAAUAAUAUAGACCAAAUUAAACAAGAUUUUUGUGAAUUGAGGCAAGAGUUGAUGGCCUUAAAAGCUGCAAUUGCUAUGCCUGAUCAUGAGGAGAGCCUUAUAUUAUCUCCUAGAGAAGAGGAGGCAUUUAAUAGGACACAGGAAAGUACAUUAUUUGAUGACAUCGAUAUCGGACAUUUUGAAUCACAAGUUUCAGAUAGAGUAAUAAAUGGCAGCAUGCCCCACAUAGAUGAUCUAGAAGAUCCAUUUGAUGAUGGAAUGGACGAUAAAUUGUUUAUGUUUAGUCAGCAAGUGGAAAUACAAUUAGAACAAAACUGUGAUAUUAACAAACCAAGCACCUCAAAUCAGUGCGGAAUCUCCAAAACUGAAACUAGAAGGCUUACAAAUAGCUUUAAGACAAAACAGACUAAUACUUCUGAGGUAUUCAAUGAUUCAUUUGAUCAGGUAUUAUCUCAAAUCGCAGACGACGAUUUGGAUCAGCUAACUCAAGUUGUCGGCAUAGAAGAGUAUAGGCAAAAUUCUAAAUUAUCUCUUAAACCUUGUACAAAUUCCAAAGUUUUUCCUAGGUCCCGAUCGGAAAACAUAGUAGACGUGCAUAUGGUUACUCAGCGUGCCCCGAGUGAACAAAAGCCUGGUGUAUCAUCAAGUAAAAUGCAGUUGCAGAGAACGCAGAGUUUUGAAAGUUAUGGCAUUGCCCCAAUGAAAUGUUCCCCAGAAGAAAUAGAGAAGAAAAGGCGAGAGGCGUUGGCAAAAUUAGAAGCCAAAAGGGUUCAGGAACUAAUAGAAAGAAAGAAGCAGGAAGCGUUGAAGCGAAGAGAGGAAAGUAAGAGGAGACAUGCCCAACAGCAAAAUAAAUCAAUUUUGGCCAGGACGAGAAUGUAGACUUUAUUUUGUAUAUACUUUUUAUGUUUGUAUAUUAAUUAUCUAAUGUUGAUUUUCUAAUUUAGGGGAUAAACAAAAACUGUAAAAAUUGUUUUUUUAUAAAAAAAAUAUUUAUUAAAGUUGAUAA